UAUAUAUACUUAUAGAUUUGAUGUUGAUGUUAUAUCUUAUUCCGCCUCUGGAACAAUGAUACGUGGUACCUUUUUAAUCAGUUUGCUUAUGUGUGGGUAUUCCCUCCCUGCUGGUAGGGAAGAGAAGAGUGCUCUGUUCGAAGUACCCGAAAUAAUAAAAUCCAAUGGAUAUCAAUCGGAGCGGCACCACGUGAUCACGCCAGACGGUUAUAUCCUGGAGAUGCACAGAAUCCCAUUCGGCCGACACCAGACGACAUCAGAAGUGAGGAGACCGGUGGUGUUCCUUAUGCAUGGGCUGUUAACAGCCUCAAAUUCUUACAUCGUUCUCGGUCCUGAGCACAGCAUUUCUUACAACUUGGCUGAUGCCGGUUUCGACGUCUGGAUGGGAAACGCUCGCGGAAACAGAUUAUCAAGGAGACACACGACUUUAGACCCUGAUGUGGACAAAUCUGAAUUCUUCGACUUCUCGUGGGAAGAAAUAGGCAUGAUCGACGUCGCUGCUAUGAUUGACUACGUUCUAGAAUUUACUGGAGAAGAGAAACUUCAUUAUGUAGGCCAUUCUCAAGGAGGCACUUCUUUCCUGGUUCUUGCUUCUAUGAGACCUGAAUAUAAUGAAAAGUUGAGUUCCGUUAAUCUUCUGGCCGGAGUAGGGUAUAUGAAUCAUUUCCCUAAUAAGCAUCUUGGGGCAACGGCUCUUUUGACUGAUGUUAUUUACGUAGCAGCUUCAGCAGUCGGUUUCGUGGAGGUCUACCCUCCAGACUUCGAUAGAUCCCUUCCGUGGGGCAGGACCGCUGGCACUGAUCGCUGCACCGGGAAUCUUGAAACACAAUACAUGUGUGACCUCAUAGGAGUACGCCACUUGGUGAGAGAAAAUGAAUCAGUCAGUGGAACUUCAGACUUUUUGGAUAUUGGAGGAGCUGCUCUGAAGCAAAUAGCUCACUACGGGCAAAACAUAAGGGACAAGGCAUUCAGAAGGUGGAACUACGGCUUAAUUCAGAAUUUGAGAAUUUACGGAAAAGUGGCGCCACCGGCUUAUGAUCUAAGUCUGAUUACCGCUAAUGUUACAAUGCAUUAUACAGUCAAUGAUAAUCUAUUGGAUGAAAGAGAUGUUUUAGCUAUGGCUGCUGAUAUGCCUAAUACUGUUGUGAGGAAAGUAGCCAGAGACACAUUCUUACACGAAGACUUUGUUCUAGCUAAAGAUGUCAAAGAAUUAGUUACUGAUUUUAUGAUUGAAUCCAUGUUGCAAAUCGAACAUAUGUGAAUAUUCUGCGAUGUGUGACUUUGGCUGAAAUUUCACAUAAAUAAAAAUGUUUUUAUAUUUUUUAAACUUGACUGACGAUACCAAUAUUUGUAUGUUGCCAUUUGUGUAAUACGUAGAAUUAUACUAAAAAAAAGUAAUUCAAAAUUAUACUACAUUGUUUAUCAAU
Messenger RNA from Plodia interpunctella (Indianmeal moth), 1427 nucleotides. Its product is annotated as lipase 3-like. The coding region runs from base 56 to 1261 and encodes 401 amino acids. The record is from RefSeq and is a predicted model, not a curated record. The transcript has 5 exons. Gene Ontology annotation, biological process: lipid metabolic process. NCBI's taxonomy places the organism in Eukaryota, Metazoa, Arthropoda, Insecta, Lepidoptera, Pyralidae. Gene Ontology annotation, molecular function: hydrolase activity, acting on ester bonds.